UCGGCGAAUGGACUAGCCCACUGGUGUAAUGUGAUUGGCCGUCUCAUUCAUUCAUCAAGGUUGGCUGUACUGCUGUACAUAGCGAAAUUCAGCGUAACGACGCCGCCAACUUUCCCCGCGGAUAUUCCACGCUAAACCUAAAACGUUUCCUUAGAACCAUUGCUUAGUAUACUCUGGAUAUAUAACCUGAUCGAAGGACACUCUUUUCGCCAAGAAAUGGAUAAGAAUCUAGAGGAAAUGGCGCCAGUGUCCGCUACAGAAAGAAAUAACCUGAGCGAAGAGGGAAUCACUUCCAAUUCCAAUAUGAAAAUACAAAUCUGUCCAACAACUGGAGGACAAUUUGAUCUGAACAUACCAGCAUCUGAAACAAUUGAUGGACUCAAAAGAGCGGUUGGAAAAAAAUUAAAAGUACCAAAAGACAGGAUAACUUUACUUUACAAAGAUAGGUUAUUAAAAGAAGGCACUCUGUUCGAACAUCAAGUCGUGGAUCACAGUAAAAUCACACUUCUCCCUAAUGUAGAGAGUGGCUUAAUGACUAACAAGGCUGAAAAUUCUGUGAUGCAGGCCCUAGAAAAUUUAACAGAAUUACAGGUGAAUGAGUUCCUUGCUGGUAAAGCUCCUCUUACUCUAGCUAUGCGACUUGGAGACCAUAUGAUGUUUGUCCAGUUGCAGCUAUCAACUACACAGCUUAACACCAAGAAAGCUCACAAGUCUAAAAGUAAUAAAAACUCUGGGGCACGUCUAGAGAGACAGGCUAACUUCUCUAAAACUUCACAAACUAAUAAUACAAGUGCUAGCCAAAAUACCGCUUCUCCUGCAUCGAUGUCACAAACAGAAACGUCAACAUCAAGUGUAGGGACAUCUAUGGCUGAUAUGUUGCCUAGCCUGUUGCCCAUAGAUUAUGAUGAACCAAUGACAUCAUUGGACACAGAAGCGCUUGCACAAGCUAGUAGGAAUUUAUCGAAAAGAUUAAAAGAACUUUCAAAAGUAACUUGUAAGCCUUCUGAAUCAUACACUACAUCUUCCAGUACUGCCUCAACUUCGUCAUCUUCUACAUCCACCUCAUCAGCAAACUCAGCUUCCAACAAGUCAUCAUCUACUCCGUCAUCAUCCUCAACAGUGGUGGCAAGUCGGGGAGGUACUGGGAAAGGAGCAGGUGCCAUCAUUGAAAGUAUGCAACAUCAUGGACAAGGUGUUUACUCUGGAACCUUUUCAGGUUCAUUGAACCCUGCAUUACAAGACAAACAAGGCAACCCUAAGAAAAGUAUCAAUACAAUUAUUCAUAUACUUAAUGACCUACUAGGAGCUACCCCACAGUAUAAAACUGGCCACACUAGUAAGCAUAGAGAGAGGAGGGAGAGAGGAGCAAUAUCCCAUUCUUCAAGGGUGAAAUCACAGGGUGACCACCUACAGUUGAACCAGGAGAAUCAGGCAUUGAAAGGCAAAGUUGAACACCUCCAACAAAUGAUGGAAGAGAGACGUGCCAAAAGAAAAGCACGUAGAGAAGCACGUAGUGCUCCCUAUAAUUGGUCAAGUGACAAACAAAGCAGUACUGAGAGUAAAGAUGGUGAAACAAAUGCCAUGGAGGUUGAUGCAAAUGUAAUGACAGACAAUGUAACAGAUACUACACUAACACAGAUUAAACAAGAAACUGUUAUGGUGUAAAGAAAUAAUGAAAUGUUUGGAGUAAGUGAUUUGUGCAGAUUUUCACAGCUGUUACUCAUAAUGGCAGAAAUACCAUUACUGCAUUGAGUGUGUUCUCGUUAAGCAUUGUUGAACGUUGCCACAUAGGUAAUUGUCAGGAGAACAUGGUUGUUGAAUUUAUGAUUGAUGUAGUUUUCUCAAGCUUGGAAGCUUGUAGGAUCGUGAGAUAUAUAAUACAUCAAAUCUUAUAUAGGCCAAUAAAAUCAUGAUGGCUGAUGUACAGUUUAUGUGCUGUAUGUAACCUGUAGGCUUGGUCAGCUAAUUCUUGUAGCCUAGUUUAAAGAGAGGGACGUGACUCUGCCCUUAUAGCCUGGUAUAAAAACAGGAGUUUUGACUCUGCCCUUUGUAGCCUGGUAUAAAGACGGAAAUGUUGACUCUGUCCCUGUAGCUUGGUAUAAAGACAGGAGUGUUGACUCUACC
Messenger RNA from Owenia fusiformis, 2124 nucleotides. The record is from the annotation of a GenBank genome assembly. Lineage: Eukaryota; Metazoa; Annelida; Polychaeta; Sabellida; Oweniidae.